UUCCCCCCUUCCCUCGCCUCUCAGGCCCAAAGGAGGAAGAGGAAGAGCGGGGAACCAAGGAGGCAGGGCUGGAAAGGUCACAGCCAGCGAGGGAAGGUCCUUUCGCUUUCGCCUUGCCGCCGGCUGGGGAACUCGAAACCAGGGCUCUCUCCUCUGCCUCUUCCAAUACCACCAUUUUGUGAAGAGAGCAGGGAGAAGAAGGAGAAGAAGGUGAAACAAGCAAAAUGGUACAUGCUGAAGCCUUUUCACGUCCCCUAAGUCGGAAUGAAGUUGUUGGUUUAGUUUUCCGGUUAACAAUAUUUGGUGCUGUGACCUAUUUUACCAUUAAAUGGAUGGUUGAUGCAAUUGAUCCAACAAGAAAGCAAAAGGUAGAAGCUCAAAAACAGGCAGAGAAGUUAAUGAAGCAAAUAGGUGUGAAAAAUGUAAAGCUCACAGAGUACGAAAUGAGUAUUGCUGCACAUCUUGUAGAUCCUUUGAGCAUGCAUGUAACUUGGAGUGAUAUUGCAGGUUUAGAUGAUGUUAUUACAGAUCUGAAGGACACAGUCAUCUUGCCAAUCAGAAAAAAGCAUCUGUUUCAAAAUUCCAGGCUCUUACAGCCACCUAAGGGAGUACUUCUCUAUGGCCCUCCAGGCUGUGGUAAAACCUUGAUUGCUAAAGCUACAGCAAAGGAAGCAGGUUGUCGAUUUAUUAAUCUUCAGCCGUCAACACUGACAGAUAAAUGGUAUGGGGAAUCUCAGAAGCUGGCAGCUGCUGUUUUUUCUCUGGCUAUGAAACUUCAACCAUCUAUCAUCUUUAUUGAUGAAAUAGAUUCCUUUCUACGAAGUCGUUCAAGUUCUGAUCAUGAAGCGACAGCUAUGAUGAAGGCCCAGUUCAUGAGUCUCUGGGAUGGUCUGGAUACUGACUAUAAUUGCCAAGUGAUUGUGAUGGGAGCUACUAAUCGCCCUCAGGAUCUUGACUCAGCUAUUAUGAGAAGAAUGCCUACAAGAUUUCAUAUCAAUCAACCCGCAUUGAAGCAGAGAGAAGCAAUCUUGAAACUGAUUUUGAAAAAUGAAAAUGUGGACAGGCGUGUGGAUCUCCAUGAAAUUGCUAAAGAAACAGAUGGGUUCUCAGGAAGCGACUUGAAAGAAAUGUGCCGUGAUGCUGCACUGCUGUGUGUCAGGGAAUAUGUUAAUUCUACAUCUGAAGACAGCAAUGAAGAUGAUGAAAUACGUCCAGUGCAACAGAAAGAUCUGCAACGGGCAAUUGAGAAAAUGAGGAAGUCAAAAGAUGCAACAAAUCAAAACGUUCUAAUGCAUGUUAGUUUAGAUUAAGGCUGAGCAAUGUGGUACCAUGGCCUUUAACCUCUUUUGGUGACUGGUUAUGCCAUUUCAAUAGUGGAAAUCAAUUGGAAGCAGAAAUAUCCUUUUAAUAAGUAUUUCUGGAAUUGUUUUUAUAUGCUGUUAUCUAAGUUAUUGAAAUCUAGUAAUCUUGCAAAAUUGGAUAUGGCCUGUGUGAUAGAUCAUGACACGAAAGAAUGUAGUCCAGCUCAAAAGCAAUGUCUUGUUUCAUUGUUGUGGCCUUAAAAGCCUGUCAGUAGGUUCUCGCGUGGCACAGUGUUCUGAGGAGAGUUGGAGCAGAACCCAUGUUCAUUUGUAUGAGACGGUGUGCAGUUUUUACAUACAAACAUAACGUGUAGGGAAUUGGAAUAUGAAAAGCCUUCUUUUCCUUUUCCUUUUUUACUUGUUGUCUGGGUUAAAGCAAACUGGAUGAUUAAAAGAGACUCAGCACAUGUUUAUUUUUGUGUCGUACCUUGAUGCAAAGCCAGAAAACCUGUUUUUGGAAGUUCUUAUUUCUUGGAAUGCAGGGAAAUCUGACUUCCUUUUCCUCCUUUUAACUCAUGGGAUCCACUGGUGCCAUCAGUUUAGCUAGAAAACAUUUAUGUAAGGCACGUGAACAUUUUGAUUUUAUAUGAAUCCUAUAAAUUGUAUUCUUUUUUUAAAAUAUAUUUUUUGUACAGUCAGGAUUACGCAUUGUGGAACACUGGCAACUGCAUAUCGCCAAGUUUUAUUUUUCUAUUUCUGAGUUGUGAAUUAUUUCUUUAAAAUAGUUAACAGGAAUACUCCUGUUAAAAGUUUCUUUUUCACGAUUGUAGCACUUGCUAAAAGCUCUAAGUUGUCACAACACAAAUCACUUCAUUAAGUACAUAGUCUUACAUUUUUGUUUAGUUCCUGUUCUCCUCCAGUCUUCCUAAACUAUGUAGUUAUUUAUGGGUCAUCCAGUCGAUAGUGGGAAUUAAUAACUUUCAAAUAUUCUUAAUGAAAGAGAUAACACUGAGAUGUCUUUCAGGACUAAUAUUUAAGUUUGAUUUACAGCCUUAUUUUUGUUAACCUGAUAUUUAAUGUUGUGUAUUGACCAGAUGCAACUUCCUUAAUCAAAAUGACAAAGUGUCCAGAACUUGAGCAGACCUGUUGAGUGCUUUUUUACAUACUAACAUAUUAGUAAUUCAAAUGAGCAUUGCAAAGUAUGUAAAAAGAAACAACAACCCAAUACUAAUGUGACUGAUUCUAACAUUGCAUCAGCUCAGUUUAUAACUUGACUUUUUGCAGGUGCUAUUUUGAGGCAUAACCCCUUUGUAUAAAGCACAGGAUGUUCUUGAAAGAUUAUAAAUCAAUUCAGAGUGGUUUACUCUUGGAUUCCCUUCCCCCAUGAAAGAAAAGAAAUACUUAUCAAGUGGAAAGUGGUUUGUAACUAAGAAAAAACAGGAUGUCCACGAUUCUUUAUUAACAAAAUAAAUAAAUAAAGCACAGUUCUUCCACGGAAAGUAGCUCUGAAGAGUUUCUGUUCAGCCUGGCCAGUUGAGAAAUUUCUUCCUUCAAGUGGCCAGACAGAUAUUUCAGGCCAAGGUGGGCAGAAUGCAGUUGUAUCUUUGUGUGAUAAAGAAUGUCUUUGUGUAUACCAAUUGUUCAUCUCUAUUUUCUUCUCAAAAGGUGGCCACAGAAAGUCCCCAAAUGAUGUUUGCUAAUUUGGGUGUUAUUAAGCAACUUUUAGGGGAUUUACUGUGAAUGUUCUUUUUAAAGGAGGAAUGUUGCUGCAAUGUGUAUAAGUAUUCUUUUCCUAAGUUUAUUUCCAGAAACCUUUCUCUCCAAUACCCAAAUGAGAAUCUCUAGAGAGUAGUCUACAGUAGUCUACAGAACAGGUUCCAAGUAAAUAUAGUAUAUACACACAUAUAUAUGAAUAUGAAUAUGAAUAUAUUUUCUUGUGUGUAUGCGCCUAUGGAUUUCAGCCACACUGUGGGAGCUCAGAAGUGGUAGUGCUUUAUACCUAGUGUCCACAUUAUUGAAUUCUUUAGAAAAGCCAUUUAUGUAAUUUAUGCAGUAAUGCAACCCAGGAGAGUGCUGUUUAUAUGUAAAUUGUGCCAGUCACUUGGUUUGUAUAGUCUUAAAUUUGUCACUUGCUAUAUUCGUCUGCUGACUAUGAAUGCAUGUGUUUUGAAACUAUGAAUGACUUUUUUUUGUCUGUUCUCCCCAUUUUUAUUUUAUUUUAUUCAUUUCAAUAUAACCAUAGAAUGCAAACCAAUAAAAUUAUUUGGGCACUUUAUAGAGGUGCUGUUUCUUUGCACCAUUUACUAAGCAAGAGUUUUGCACCAGCUGAGCUAGAUUUGUUGGUCAUAGCUUAACAUCUACACCUGUUGCAAAUAUUUAUUGAUACUCACAGUAUUCACUCUGCAGUUGCAACAGACUUUCUGGAUGUUACCUCCUGUGACCAAAUAAAUUAGUUUCACCUUUUCUUAUAGCAGCAAAUGGCCAUGAAAUCACCCCUUUUAAAGCAAUGGAAAUUAAGCCAUUAAGGGUAUUUGUUGCACCUGUUUUGUCUCUAAUCGAGUAAAUUAUUUUGUCCUUUUCCUUUUUUUUAACCUUUCCUUCAGCGAGACAAUCAGAUUUCAAAACCACUUCCUAGUUAUAUUUCUGAAUACAGUAAUAUCCAAAGGCUGCAGCAACUCAGGAAACUCAGCAAGAGCCUCUUCUUUAUGUACAGAACUAGGUGUUCUAUUCAGUAGUUGCUUUGUAUACUGGAAAACUCUUCUUGUGCAAAGCUCUAUUUUUGCAUAACUCCUCAUGUACAACAGCCUUCAUGCAUACAUUCCAUACAGUUUUGGGAAGUCCUAUAACUCUCAAAAGCAGCUCUCAAAAGAAGGGCAACUAGGGAGGCACUAGCAAAAAUUGAAUGCUUUCCUCUGUGCUAACAAAAAGUUAACAGGGAAUUCAAACUAGCUGUUAGCACAAGCCUUUUGGGAUCCUGAUCAACAAAAGGGGAUCUAGUUGUGGCACAGUUUUUAAAACUAAGAAAUCUCAAGCCAAUCUGUCUUUUCUAACUUACUUUCCAGUAGUACUUAUUAGUUUGAUAGGCCUGAUGGAUGUUUGACACAGAACCCAUCAGAAGGUUUCCUGUGGACUUCUAUAAUGGGUAAUAAGCUGGGCCAUUCUGGCAUAAUAAUUCUUGGAAUGGUUCUUUGGCUAUUUACUCUCUAGAGUUUUGUUCACCCCUCUUGAUACAUUUAAUGCCUUGUGCUUUAGAGCAAAAUUAUUAAUCAGUAUUAAACCAUAAGAAGUGAGAAGUUCUUCAAACUAUGAAAAACACUAACCAUUGCAUCCUCAUUCUGUUCUUGAUAGAUUUGCCAUUUUUAUUCAUAUUUAAUUCCUUUACAUCCUCUUCCAUUGAAUAAAUUCUAGCAACAUUUUGCCUCCCUACCCUAAAGCUGCUGACAUCUUGCUGCAACUGUGACCGUGCUUUAUAGUUGUAUAAAAACUUGAUUUUUUUCCCCCAGUUUUGUGUUAGUCAGCACCAAGGGUGAGCAACUAUAGUGGUUGAAGGGAAACACAUGGAGUUAGGUUUUCUGUUCCUGGGACCCUUGAGCUAGGGCUGCCAAAAAAGCCAAACAAACCAAUCACAAUUCAUGUGUCAGGAAAUCUACUGGUUUUGAAAAACAGUUUUUAAAAUUGAACAUUCAUCAUAUUUCAAAGCUGAAUUGCAAUGUGCACUUUUUUGGCCAGAAAAAGAGCAAUUUGGGGAGGCUGGCAGGGUUGGCACAUCCCUGUUCACCACCUGUUAGCGUUCAUUCAGUCACUUGUUCUGGAGAAAUUCUUCUGAUCUUCUCAGUCUACUAUGAGCUUAUGUUGGUAGGGUUGCCAAAUUAGGCCCUACCUCCUGCUCAAAACAGUUCAGACAACUCUAUUCCCAACCCUGUACUUAACAUGUGAAGUUGGGUCUACAUGCUAAGGUUCAAUGCACCCUGUUAAAAAGUUGAAUUCAGUAAUACAAGUGCAUGUGUUUCUGGAGAUUGUGGGGCCCUCCAUGUUGGUCUAUUCUCAUCAGCUCUGUCCAACAUAGACAAUGUUGUCAAAUGAUUGGAUUUGCAGUCCAGAAGACUUGAGACCUGCAGAUUAGGGAUGCAAUUCUUUGCUAAUUUUGUUCUUAAAGGAAGCAUUUUCUUCCCAGUGUGUGAAAGUCUUUGAAAACUGCACUGAUUUUGAAGACUGUUCGCAGCUAAGGAUUUAUUUUGCACAAGAUUUGUAAUACCCCGCCCCCCAAAAAGCAUUUUUCUAUGCAGGACACCGAAUUUUCCUGUGUAGAAAAACAAAACGAGGACUUUCUUUGUGCAAAAGUUACAAUUUUUGCACAGAACACAAUUUUCUGAGCAGGAAAUAGCUAUUUUGCACACAAAACAAUAUAUAUGCACAUUUUGUUUUGGUGGUUUUUCUCCACCGAAAACCCAUUUAUGAAUUUUGUGUGGAGUAAAUUUCAAAUUGUGAAGAUUCUGGUGGGUCCAGGAUUUUCCUCCUCGGUGUUUCCCAAUGCUUGUAAGGCAUAUUUGUGGUUUCGUUUUUCAUUUUUUACCAUUUUUAGAAUAUUCUUUCUACACAUUCCCCAUCCCUGCUUCAUGUCGGAUUGUAUGAUGGAGUAGCAGAGUGGUGUGUGUUUGUUCAUCCACUAUAUAAAGAAGACACCAAUUCAGGUUAGGGUGGGCAUAUGAAUAUAUGUGUGCUUGGGGUUGUCAUUGUUUAUCCCUAUUUUGAAAGCUAAACAUUUAUCUUGCCUGUCUUUUCACUGUGUAUAUUUAUAAAAGGGCUUCCUUACCUUACCUGAGGAAGUUUUACUCUUUGGACACUUUGACGAGCCUGUAAAAUAUAAGCAACAAAGAACACGCUUGAUCACUAGGCACACCUGUACUACAUUUGUGCUCCGUCCUAAGAGCAAAGUGGAAUUCCUGAUACCAUAAAAUGAAAGAGCACAGCUACUCAGUUUAAUCAUUGUAGGCACCAGUAGGAGCACCUUCUGAAAUCCAAAAAUGUUGAAAUAAAUGGGACUGGUCUAGAUGGCAUUUAAAUAGAUGAAAAAGCAAUAAAUGUGACACGAUUAUAGCAAAACACUUGCAACUGUGCUUUUUUAUGUGUUGCUGCAACUAAGUCUUUUCCUCCCCAUAUGGUUUUGUGGAUCAAACAAAACUACGUGUAUUCUCACCACAAUGGCUAUAUGUAAAUAGGGGUGGAAGUUAAGAAAUAAAGCUAUUUGUGGCCUCUUCCGGAAAUUCAA
Messenger RNA from Sceloporus undulatus (fence lizard), 6570 nucleotides. RefSeq names its product ATPase family AAA domain containing 1 (gene ATAD1). The coding region runs from base 225 to 1310 and encodes 361 amino acids. Lineage: Eukaryota; Metazoa; Chordata; Lepidosauria; Squamata; Phrynosomatidae. The record is from RefSeq and is a predicted model, not a curated record. Gene Ontology annotation, molecular function: ATP binding; ATP hydrolysis activity. Gene Ontology annotation, cellular component: mitochondrial outer membrane. The transcript is spliced from 11 exons.